Molecule: messenger RNA, 1191 nt
Organism: Sclerotinia borealis F-4128
Lineage: Eukaryota; Fungi; Ascomycota; Leotiomycetes; Helotiales; Sclerotiniaceae
Source: the annotation of a GenBank genome assembly
AUGGACUCAACUUCAGACUGGAAGCAGGAGCUUAAGGCCUCAGAACGAUAUGAUAAUAUCUCAAAGCUAAAGAAGUAUCUUUCAGUUGGUGAUCUUGGUGGUAUUGCACAGAAGACUGCAUUUGAGUUAGAAUCAGAAGCCUAUAAUUCUUCGUCAUCUAGAGAUACUUAUGAUGCUUUAUGCAAUCCCAAUACUCUUACUGACUCGAAUGGUGGAGCCUCUUUAUCGACAGCCCUUUCUGCACCCAAAGGUCCCGGUAUAACCAUAGGCUCCUAUAGAAAUUGUCAUCAUAUCUCUAGUGGUGCCGUUUCUCAAGUCUAUAGGUGUGAUACGGAGGAGGGUUCCUAUGCACUGAAAGUGGUUACAGAAACUCAUAACAUGGAACCACAUUCCCCCACUCGUGAAAUUGCUAUUCUCAAAAGGCUCUCACACCCUUCUAUAAUUUCACUUUACACGACGAUUUAUGAUCAAGAAUCGAGAUUGGUUCUGCUAUUACCAUAUAUGCCGUGCACUUUAUCAGACCUACUGUUGAAAAGUAGCAAUGGCCUCAACAAACGCACAACUAAAAUAAUCUUCAAAGAAGUAUUAUCCGGACUUGCAUAUCUUCAUUCAGAGCAAAUAAUCCACCGUGAUAUAUCACCGUCCAACAUCCUUUUACCUCAUCAUAUUGAUGGCCAAGUCCCCAUCGUAAUUACUGAUUUUGGCACCGCCUGGCACCCACAAAUCUCCUCAUCUACUGAGCCCGCUAACCAAAAAUGUCUUGAGGUUGGUACUACAUGCUAUCGGGGCCCCGAGACCCUCUUCUCUAAUACAUCUUACAAUACAUCUCUUGAUCUCUGGGCCACAGGUGUUCUUCUCGCCGAAUGCCUCCGCUCACCCCCCACCCCACUACUUGAAAGUCGACGCGGUGAUGAAGAUGGAAAUCAAUUAGGACUGAUUCUAAGUAUGUUCAAGACUCUCGGGACACCAACUGAGCAGACAUGGCCAGAGGCAUUGGAGUGGAAAGCCAAUCCGUUUCAGUGGUGGAAUAUUUUCCAGCGCAAAUCAUGGGAGGAGCUGUUACCAGAUGCCGAGGACGACGAAAGGGACUUAGUCGCAAAUUUGGUUGUUUACGAAAGUGGCAACAGGUUGACUGCGGAUCAGGCAUUAAAACAUGCAUUCUUUGUCGAAGAAUUGGAAUCGAGGAAUUAG